AUGUGGCUCCGCCGUGUCCUCCGCAUCCUUCCCGCCGGCGGCGAAGCCUUCUCCUCGAAAUCCGCGGUUCGACGCAGCAGCGACACCGCCGCCACGUCAAAUGCGAUCGCUACCCUCGUCGCCGCGGCCGGUGGCGGCGGUGUCGGGAUCAGCAGCCUGGAGGCCGACCUCGACCGCCUCGACCCGCCCCUCUCGGACGCCGUCGUGUCGGACACCCUCCGGGCGCUCACGGAGCGCGGCGUCCCCGCGUGCCGCUUCUUCGCCUGGCUCUCCCAGCACAGAGGCGUCUCCCCGAGCGCCCGCGCCCACAACCUGCUCGUCGAGAACGCCGGCAGGCUGGCCGACUACCCGGCCAUGGCCCGCGCCCUCGCGCGUGUCUCGGAGCGGCGCCUCUCCCUCACCGAGCAGGCGUUCGCGUUCCUGAGGGCGUCCUCCUCCGGGAGCAGCGUGGAUGGCGCGGCGAAGGCGACCCUACAAACCUUGGACGCCACCGGCGGGCCGUGCCGCGCGUCCGGCGUGUUCUCGCUGGUCAAGGCCCUGGCAUCGGCCGGCGAGUUCGACGCGGCCGUGUGGGUGAUCGAGGAGACGGCGAGGAGGGCGAGCUACUACAACGUCCUCCUGGCUGCCAAGUGCAGGGCCGGAGAUUUCCAGGGCGCCCGAGAGGUGUUCGACGAAAUGAGGAAGGGGAAAUGCGACCCAAAUUCCAACUCCUGGAACUACCUCCUCGGGUGCCUGCUCAAGAACGGAAGGGCCACCGAAGCGUGCGACCUCGUCGAGGCCAUGGAAAGGCCUGAACACGACGGUGUCCCGAACUCGCUGACUUACGAGAUCCUCGCGUGCCACGCCUGUAAAGCGGGAAAGAUGGAUUCGGCGAGGCGGAUUCUCGACCAGAUGUUCUUGGAAAAGCUGACGCCAAGGAUUACAAUUCACACUGCCUUCAUCAAAGGGUACUUCUGUACCGGGAGAAUGGAAGAUGCUUGCGAGUAUGUCAGGGCUAUGAGCACCAGGGACAGGUGCUCUGUCAACAGGAACUACAGCUUGCUCGCCAAGCUGUUCCGGAAGUCAGGUAGGACCGUCGAGGCUGGAAGGGUCCUGUACGAGUUGAUGAUGAUGGGUCUCAGGCCUGACCAUUCUUCUUAUGUUAAGGUGGCAAAAGAUUUGCAUAAGAUGGGCAGGGGAGACCUGGCUGCUGAAUUGAAGACCUUGUAUCAGGGGUUUGUUGUACAGACAGGUUUGGAGCGCUGAUUUCUUUUGUUCUUCUGUCAAGGCACUUAGAUGGGUCAAAUUUGUUUGCCAAAGAAGACAUUUCAUCUGCGGUUGGUGCCCUUCACUCGUCUCUAUCCCAUGUGGGAGUCGAUAAACUUUGCUGCAACUCAAAAGGACGUCUCCUACUCUGUACAGAGAAGAAAAAAUUAAUUAUCUCUGAGAAAGCCAGAUAUUGAUGAAACAAAUACAUAAAUGUGUGAGACAG
This is a messenger RNA of Lolium rigidum, 1471 nucleotides long. Its product is annotated as pentatricopeptide repeat-containing protein At5g61990, mitochondrial-like. Gene Ontology annotation, molecular function: protein binding. The transcript has a single exon. NCBI's taxonomy places the organism in Eukaryota, Viridiplantae, Streptophyta, Magnoliopsida, Poales, Poaceae. Bases 1 to 1245 code for a protein of 414 amino acids. The record is from RefSeq and is a predicted model, not a curated record.